This is a messenger RNA of Phytophthora sojae, 651 nucleotides long. RefSeq lists its product as hypothetical. The record is from RefSeq and is a predicted model, not a curated record. The transcript is spliced from 4 exons. Lineage: Eukaryota; Oomycota; Peronosporomycetes; Peronosporales; Peronosporaceae. The coding region runs from base 1 to 651 and encodes 216 amino acids. Gene Ontology annotation, cellular component: Golgi apparatus.
AUGCCGCCAAUGCUCAACAGCAGCAACGCGCACGCGCACAUGUCGCCGCCGUCCUCGCCUCGAGUGCGCAAAGUGGACGUCGAGUGCAGCAGCAGCAGCAGCAAGAGCAAAGGAGACCGAGACGUGGUUCAGUUCCUGCUCGACACGCUGCAGCAGCGCGUGACCAUCGCGUCAAUGCGCUCGCUCUUCAGCUGCGCGGGCGUCGGCGAGACGGAGCCGUUCAACCUGCCGCCGCAGCACCGCAUGCUGGCGCGCAUGAAGACCAACGCCAACUACUUCCUGACCAACUACCUGCUGCUCACCGUCGGCGUCUUCGCCUUCCUGCUGAUGUUCUUCCAUCCGAUUCAGCUGCUGGUGUGCAUCGUGGUGGGCUACGGGUGGCACGUGUUUCUCACCAAGAAGGAGAUCCCGACCGACAAGUUCGAGGUCUUUGGGCGGCGACUGAGUGAGCAGGACAUUCUGCUCGCGGCGACAGGAUCGACGAUGGUGUUCCUGCUCUUCUUCGUUCUGCCGUCGGUUAUCUUCGCGUUAUCCGUGUCAUCGCUGGCUAGUGCGGCGCACGCGUUGCUGCGCAACAACCGGCUCAAAGACGACUCGUUUGAAUCUCGACAGGGCUCGGUUGCUGCUUCUAAGGCGGAGGAGCUGGUGUAG